Molecule: messenger RNA, 6527 nt
Organism: Scaptodrosophila lebanonensis
Lineage: Eukaryota; Metazoa; Arthropoda; Insecta; Diptera; Drosophilidae
Gene: Zmynd8
Product: protein kinase C-binding protein 1
Exons: 9
Coding region: 566-5698 (1710 amino acids)
Molecular function (GO): protein binding
Source: RefSeq, a predicted model, not a curated record
UUGAUACAUAGCUGCGACAAAUUACCUAAAAUGUAAUUAAAGACGCAAAAAAAUAUUGUAGAUUUGUAAUUAUAGUAACAGAGUAGCGUACGUCAUAGCUAAAAGACAAGGAAAAUAGGUCAACAGUUACACACAGAAGACUGCUCGGAUCGGACUGAGAAAAUUGUUGCACCAAGUAAUAACAAUAAGCAGCAGUAGUAGCGUAAAGCAAGAAAAACCAACGGGAAAUCGCGCCACAACAACAACGUCCACAUAACUACACAACGUUGCGUUGCCUGCCACGAGAGGAACGUCGACAGAGAGCGGGAGAAAAAAAUCGUGUGUGCAACUGUGUUCCUGUUUUACCUGCCGCCAGUUGUGCCAAAGAACUCAACUAAACUAAACUGCAUUUACAAUUUACGUGUCUGGGACAUUGUAAACAAUUUGAAAAGUUUCCUAUCUUUGCAACAUUUGUUUGGCCAAUUGCGAAAAACAAUGCACCCAGCGAGUACUACUCGCUACAGUGACAUACUCGCACACCUCCGCAACGUGGAAAACAACGAAUAGAGCCUAAUUUAAGAAUACCAUGGAAACCGACAGCAGUGAUGAGGACAGUGCCCAUUCCAUACCGCGCCCCAGCUAUGAAGCGAUAUCUGCUAUCGAAAGUCCCCAGCCCAUGUCAAUGUCCACUAGUAAUGAAGUGGAACAGUUUCCCAGCAAGCGACAGAAAUAUAUGGUCAGUGCGCCACCCACAAACGUGAACGGGGCCAGCUCCGGGGACUCCAGCACCUCCACCACGACGGCUGCUGCAGGCAGUGGGCAUUCACUAACGAUGAAGCUGACCAAGGUAUCGCGAGGGACAAGUGAUCAAGCGACUGAGCUCAAAACGGGCCACUCAUCAACUCCUAAGCACGAAGGAAAGGUGCGCGUCCACAAGGAAAUGAUAGCGCUAAUGAAAUCGCACGAUGAGUCAAAGGUGCUCAAGGGUUAUGUGGGCGAAGGCUCAACGCUAAAACGUCGCAAAUCACGAUCCGUCGCCAUGCACAAAAUAGAGGAGGCACUCUCCCAGAGCCUGCCUGCUUCCCAUCGUCACGACAAAGACCGUAAUGGUCACAGAAAGAAAUCACUUAAAAGGGGGGCGCUGAAACGUAGCAAGAGUAUCCCAGCAUCUGGUUGGGAGUCGGACGAGGAGUGGCGCCACGAAUCGAACUCAUUGCAGCCCAGUAAACGCAAAGCCCAAAAGAAGCGAGGACAUUCCGUGACCUAUGAUGUGAGCGAGUACCGAGACAGCGCUGAGCUUAGUCCGUAUGAUAGCAGUAGCAAUCAGGCGAUCUCCGCCACACGAUUUCGAUCCCGCAGCAAAACCAUAUCGUUAGGAAAUGAAGACCGGGUGCCACGGCGCACCAAUCUACGCACUGAAAACAAGGAAUUCGCGAGGAAGCACAGCGCCUUUCUAGAUCGCAUAAUUAACGAUCCUGUCGACGAGGCGCUCGACAUGCAGGCGGCUCAGGAGCCGGACGUUGAGAAUGUAGUCGAAGAUAUGGCCAGUGGCGAAUGGCUCGCUAGCCCAAUUACGGAUACUGAACCGAGCAUUUCCACCCCAUCAGAUGCAAGCGCACUUCCCACGCGCAGCACCCAUUCGUCUCAGAUUCUGAAUGGGAUCGAGGAGGUGGAACAGCGGUUGAAUGAAUUGUGGCAACCGCCUCCAAGGGAUGGAUGGGAUCCUUUUUGCUGGAAGUGUCGUGAGUGCGGCAAGCUAGUGCCGUGCUCCAAAUGUCUGCGAUCGUUUCACAGUUUCUGCGUACGUCCAGCUUCCUCGAAAUUUGACGGCACUUGGAAGUGUCCGGAGUGCAUGCUGAUCGAAGGUGCGCCCAAGCGGUCGCGACGCAACGAUGUCUCUGUGGAUCUGCUGAGCCAGCUGCUCAACUAUGCGCUCGAGCGGAUGAAGCAUGUGCGCGGGGUCUACAAAUUACGUGCGCCAGACGAAGUUUUGCCGCAGAGCUAUAAAAAAUAUUUUGUUAACCCGGUAAAUUUUGCCAGUCUGGCUGAGCGGAUCAGAAAUCGCGCCUUCCACAGUGCUGAUGAGUUUCUUAGCGAGGUCAAAUGGAUGCAGCAUAAUGCACUGAUAUUGGACGCUGGUGACAUCAAGGUGGAACAGGCCUCAAAAGCGGUGGUAAAGGUAUGCCGUCAAGAAGCAAACGAGAUCGACACAUGUGCUGAGUGCUAUCUUAAUGCUAACUCGAGUGAUGAGUGGUUCGUCAAAGUAUGUACCCACCCGCAUUUGUUGCUUUGGGCCAAGCUUAAGGGCUUUCCAUAUUGGCCCGCAAAAGCAAUGAGCUUUGGUCCCAACUCGCUCGUCAAUGUGCGAUUUUUUGGCAAGCAUGAUCGCGCUAAUGUGCCGAUAAAGGAUUGUUUCCUCUAUUCGGCUCAGGAUCCCAAUACACAGACAAGUAGGCGCUCAGCUCGGGAUUUGGCCGAGUGUAUCAAGGAGGUGGAGGUUCACAUUGAGCAGAUAAAAAGUAAAAUUGGCAGCUUUAAUUAUGCACCCUACCGCACGCCCUACGAUCCGCUCGAGGAGGACCAACAGCUCGAUCAAAUGAUGCCCGGCGUGCACGAGUGUAUCAAGCGUCAAUUAAUGCCGGCAAACAAAACGCCACUGCAGUUUCUCAUACGCAAGACUGCGGGUGACAAGCUCUCCAUUGUUAAAAAGACCAAAGCCAUCGAAUCCGGCAACGAAUCAGAUCACUCCGCCAGUCCAAGCAAGCUGUCAAAACAGGCGGAUCUUCCAGAACCCGUCAAAGAGCACAUAAAGCCGCACAGCAGCAAUUACGAGGUUAUUCCCAAACUGGCAGACCCGCUGUCCGAGUCCCGCGGUUGCACGGUCAUCCUGAAGCGAAAGUCUUUGGAGGCCAACAAGUUGAUAUCCAAACAGGGCACUGCUGUGCGUCAGUCGCCAGAGAUUGCGCCCAAACGAAAACAUUCCCUUAGCGACGCCAGCGCCACCAGCGAGACGAGUCAGCAGGGAGAGCACAGACGGCGAGGAAAGCACGCGCGCAAGCAGCUUGAGCUGGAGAACGCUAUGGAAGAAGUUAAAGAGUUGUCUGAAAAGAGAACUGCUGCAGCUUUGGAUCCUCCAGAUCCUGCCUCUGACGUCCUCUCCGUUGUGGAGCUCGUUAAACGGCGGCAGGGCGUGACGAUUACGAAGAUUUCUCGCGAGCAGCCAGUAGCGAAGCCAAACGAAUCCAGCACCACUCCAAAACAAAUUGAGUCGGCUCCACCUGCUGAUAAUUCCUCUGCCAUUGCUGGAGCUGCGACUAAACAGCUGGACCUAGAGCGGCAGCAGCAGCAGCUAAUAAGUAAGGUGGUGCCAUUUGUUGAAAUCAAAACGGAGGUGUUAUCAGAGCCGGAAGAUACAGAAGAAGCUCCUCAACCUGCUCCCAAUACUUCCCCACACUUGACCAAUGUAAAUGAAGAAAAAGUCGAUGAAGUAGCCCCAACAUCGACUGCAAUUUCAACCACAUCUGCUUUGUCGAAUACGGCACAGCGUUCUGAUGCGGCAAACACAACAACUACGCCUGCUGCACCCAGCAAAGGACUUUUAAUGAACAUCAAGGAGGAGAUCAUCAGCGAUGAUGAAGUACAGGUGGAAAAUUGUAACAAACAGCCAGAGCCAGUGGAUGAUCCGCCUGUUGCCCCACUACCGCUACAACCGCCUCCACAACCGGUUGCAUUGCCCAGUCGGUCAGAUGUUAUGAUCACAGCCACAGAAGCCCAUGAUUCUUUUGUUCGCUUUGUGAGCGACACAACUAUAAAGCGCAUAAGUAAUAAGGAGGCUGCAGAUACCGCUAACAAAUCUCUAGAAGUUUCAAGUUCCAAACGCAACAGCUUGAGGGGGGUAGUCCACGGACCAUUACCGGCAGCUGCGCAGUCACUGAUAUCGCCUUUACCAUCUGCGCUAUCCCCGUCGCCACCCAACAAACAAACUAUGGUGGGAACGAACAACACUCCGCUCAAUAGAUCCCCAUCACAAGCUCUUCCCCCCACGAACACGAAUGCUCAAGCAUCAGCGAUUUCUCAUUUUUUAAACAAUGACACGUUGAUGAGCCCGGUGCCGUCGUCUUCACCCGCCUCUUUGCUGCCGCCUUGCACAUCCUCCAAUCUGCUAAAGUCAAAUCCUUCCUUUAUGACCGUGAUCCCCGUCGAUGCGGCGCAGUCACCGCAUUUGCCACGCAACUCCAAUGGCGGCAGCACCAACAGCAGCAAUAUUCCGUGCACCAGCCUCAUGACCAUACCCGUCCCGCCACUUACGGCCGUGUCGAAGAACACUUUGCAGUCCUCUAAUACAAAUGUGUGCACCAAUGCUGGGCCGAUGCAAAGCAUUCCCCAGCCGCCGCCACCUCUAGUUGGACUCACUGUGACCCCUUCCUCUACGGCGACAAUAUCAACGUCCAGUGCGGACACCACAACUUUUGUAACAGCAAAUGGAGUCCCCAGCGAAACCAUGGGGAUGCAACCGGCAUCAACCCCAUCAGCGGCGACUGCCGACUCAACUGCAGGCGAGUUCAUGACUCAAGGAGUCGGAACGGCACUCAGCGAAAUAUUGCUGCGCGGUGGACCGCCAAAGCUGACAGCUCGACCGCGCGGACCUCUACAAUCCGACGGAGCGAGCAUCUAUCCGGCGCAGGCAGGACCAGUCUCACAGAGGCUGAAGGAAAAUGCCCACAAGAUCACGGACUACUUCAUUUCCGUUAUUGAGGACACGCUCUCUGACCUGGCAGCAAGUGAGCCCAGCCUGCUGCAGGCACGGAUUACAGGCCUCACCCUGGAAAACGAGCGUAUUAAGCAGCAUUACGAGCGACAGCUGGCGGAUAUGCAACGCUCCACUGAUUUGAUGAUCCGCGAGAUGCGAAAGACGUUAGAAAAUGAGAAUAAGCGUGUUAUCAACGAAUUGAGGCAGCAGAGCGUGCAGGAGCGCAUGCGAGCCGUGGAGGAGACAAAGAAGAAACAGUGGUGUGCCAACUGCAUGCGCGAGGCGCAGCUGUACUGCUGUUGGAACACCUCCUACUGCGACUAUCCAUGCCAGCAGGUGCAUUGGGCCCGUCACUCAAUGAGCUGCGGGCAAGCGCAGCAAAUUGCUGAAUCGUCUCGUAGCAAGCCUAAGCCUAUGUCUGCCACAAAUAUAAAUCAGUACCACAAGACUAUUGGCGGAGCAACGACCGUCGUGUCAGUGGCACCAGUGGGAACUGUUGCUGCCGUUGUCGGCAACAAGAAGUGGCAACAGCCACUGAUUUCGGUUGUCAGUGCUUCCAAUACGGAAGUCCUUAAGAUACCGAACACCAACACGUAUGUGCGAGCCGUGCCCUCCAUACCGCCCACCACGGUCACAAUGUCGCACAACAGCAUUGCAUCCUCCGCCACACUAAUUGCUCCAACGCAGCAUCACACCACCACCACCAUCAUGAGCAGCCAACGCAAUGCUCUCACCAACUAUGGCGCCAAGGCAGCUCCAACGGGGCCCAUACAGCGUUACAAUAUACCCUUACCCAUCCAGGUCAGCACGAACCAGAGCCAAUCGUAUGGACUGAUGAGUAACGAGUCGACGCAAAAGCAGACAGGACGUAAUACAGCUAAGAUUAACAACCGCGGCCGCAACAACAACAUUGGCAACAAUGCCCAGGGCAUGCGCCAGAGCCAAAUUAAUCCAGUUUUCAAACAAUAGGCAACCUGCUUAGGAGCAGGUGGAUAUUCCUGGCAUGCUAAGGUGACAUCUUAUGCUUUUACUGUAUAUACCUAUCAAACAGAUGGAUGUCCUUAGAGUGAUAUGCUCGAUUUUAUCACAAACUUUUACCUUAAUUCAUUUUAUCGAAGAGAUAUUAAUUUAGGGCAGUAUUUUUUAUGUGCUGAUAUUAGAUAUUACAAGCCAUCCUCAAGAAGGAACUCCAGAAAGGAUGUAGUAAUAAGAACUCUGAUUAGAUUCAUAAAUGAUGAAUACAUUGAAAAUCUCUUCUCCAAUAUAAUUAUAAUUUUUCUAUCGCAUCCAAAAUUUGAAGAGAAAUGAGAAGUGAAAACCAGAAUAGCCCCGAUUCUGUAAUUGGUUAAAAUAAUUUCAAAUGGCACAGCCGAUGCAGAUAUAAUCUGAGCUCUCCCUUAAUUUUAAAGACGUGGGGAAAAUAAAUAUUCAACAUAAUUUAAAAGCACAUGUACAUACAAACAUUUUCGAAAAAUCUUCAAUUCUCCAAUGUAGCAUCGAUAAUCAUAAUGUCAUACCGGAACUCAGCUAUCAGAAGAUUCGUCAGCAUCAAUAGGUUCAGCGACAUGUGUAUAUUUUCCCCAUCCGCACAUCAUUUAUAUUUAAAACGUAGCUAUAUAAAUAUAUAUACAUAUAUAGGAUAGAGAGCAGCACUAUUGUUCCGAUGAUCACUACGAAAUACAUACAUAACUAUGUAUGUAUGUCUACAAUAAAAUGCAAUUUGUAAAAAAAAUUUAAUGGUCAUAAAUGUUGUUGUAUUUAUAAAUAGCCUGACACCACACACACAAACCACUACAUA